This is a messenger RNA of Xyrichtys novacula (pearly razorfish), 2036 nucleotides long. The record is from the annotation of a GenBank genome assembly. NCBI's taxonomy places the organism in Eukaryota, Metazoa, Chordata, Actinopteri, Labriformes, Labridae.
AUGCUCUUCCUCAGGCUCAGCUCCGCUCUGUGUGAGUACUCUGAUUUCCCAGAGUUCAUCCUGGAUGUAUUGAUCAUUGAUUCUGAUCAUAUUUUUUUCUGUUUCAGUGCUCACAGCGACAUGUUUCCUCAUGACAGCAGGUAAAUAUCAAAACACUGACAUGAACACGUCGUAUUUAUCACUUUUGGACACAUUUAAAGUCAUACUCUCUGUUUUUUUCAAGAUGCCAUUGAGACGGUGACCACCUGUGACAACACCAUCAGUGUUCAACGUCUCAACUGCGGUAAGACUUCACUUUUACAUUCAGGAGGACCCGUUUAGUAAAUUAAAGCUCCAGUGAGAGAUUUUAGCUGUGAAACAAACUGAAACUGACAUUUAUUUCUCUGUGUGACCUAAAAACGUUUAAAUAUACAACAUCAGCAAAGACUGCUUCAUCCACAGGGGGGCGCCAAAAUCAACCAAAAGUCCCUGACAGGAGCUUUAAACCAACGAGAGUCACAGAGUUCAUAGAUUUUGUUUUAUUUCCUCUUAUUAGUUAAAGUUUUAAUUAUUUUAUACGUGUGACACAUCAGUUCUCUGUUUUCUAACUGUGAAUAUUUUCCUCCUGUGUAGCAGAAAACGGCGUGAUCAGCGUACAGGAAGCUCUGUAUGGACGUUCAGACAGAGUGACCUGCAGUGAGGGAAGAUUUCCUCAUCAGCUCGCUGACACGAGUUGCUCCCAGCCUGGGACUCUGGACGCCCUCAGGAGGAGGUACAGACCCUGAAAACCCUCCAGAUUAAAAUAAUGAAGGAUCAGACCUUUUUUAACAUUAUAAUUCUGUGUCUGUCAUUGCUCUAUAAAAACAGAUUUUUAGACCGUCCUUUAUCAGCCAAAUGCAUGAUUUAAAACAGACUUUCCUCUUGUUUUUGAUUGUAGGUGUAACGGGAGGAAAGUGUGUGAACUAAACACUGACACCAUUAAGAGCACUGACCCCUGCUACGGCAUCUCUAAAUACCUGCAGACCAACUACACCUGCCUCCCAGCAAGUAAGACACGCCUGUUUAAAAGACUCUGUGGAAAAGCUGCAGAGACGUCCUCACACCACCCUGAGGAUUCCUGUGUGUGAUUUAGUUUCCUUCAGUCGUACAAAGUCUGAUCUGGUUCGUUUCUUUCUCAGUUCACCGGAUUGUUUGUGAGAAUUCCUUCACGUCCUUACAGUGCGGUAAGAUCUCUUCUUUAUAUAUGAAUAAAAACAAAGAUGUGAUGCAUUUAAAAACUUAUUUUAUAACCGUACUUCCUCCUUGUUGUCCUCAGAUGAGGGUCAGGUGAUCAACGUGUACGGGGCUCAUUAUGGACGUCUCGAUCGGUCCAUUUGCUCUUUCCAGCGUCCUGCCUUUGAAACCCAAAACGUGCUCUGCUCGAGGCCCGUGAGCAGCGUGGCUGAAAGGUGAAGCUGACCUCUCGUUAUGGUCGAAAUUUACUGUAAACCUGCAUGUAGCAACACUCACCUGACUCUGCGCCCACAGGUGUAACGGCAGAAACAGCUGCUCUAUCAAAGUCAGUAAUGGUGAGUUUGGAGACCCCUGUUAUGGGACGUUCAAGUACCUGGAGAUGUCCUACACCUGUCUGUGUAAGUAACCAAUCAGUGGACCUGAUCACCACAUCCUUCACAGUUUCAGGAAGUGUUUACUUCAGAGAGCGAUCUUUGAUUUGUAGAUUUUUCUUUUUGUUUUUUGUCUUUUCAUCAUUAACAGCUUCACUUUGAGAUGACUGGACAUGUUUUUUUACUUUAACACAACUGCAGUCAGAACCUCUGAAUCUGUGAUUACAGCUGUAUCCAUAGCAACAGAAUGCUGUUGAGCAAUAACAGACCUGUCACUAUGGAGUUAAGACCAUCCAGGAAAUGUUUGUCUAUAAAUUUGCACAAAAAAAGUCAAAAGAUGAAGAAAACAGUUUAAUGUAGAUCUUCUAACAGAAUUUUCAAAAUAAAAGUCUUUUUAAGGAUAACUUUUUUUUAAACUUUGCGUGUUUUCUGUCUUUUUCAGAUCCUGAAUGA